Molecule: messenger RNA, 675 nt
Organism: Leptonychotes weddellii (Weddell seal)
Lineage: Eukaryota; Metazoa; Chordata; Mammalia; Carnivora; Phocidae
Source: RefSeq, a predicted model, not a curated record
GUAGGUGAUAGUGGAGACUCCCAGACUAUGAAGGAAAAGCAGCCACUGAAAGGGAGGAGAAAGGAGAAGGAGGCUGCCUCCAGGGGGCCCAGCAUGGACCCACCACAGAGCUGGGAGGCCACGGCCCAAUGGGAGAAGAACGAAAUGUCUUUCCUCCAGGAUCUGAGUUUCUUCAGCAUGGGGAUGUGGUCCAUUGGCAUGGGGGCCCUGGGGGCGGCGGCCUUGGCCCUGCUCCUGGCCAACACAGACGUGUUUCUGUCCAAGUCCCAGAAAGCGACGCUGGAAUAUCUGGAGGACAUAGACCUGAAAACCCUGGAAAAGGAACCAAGGACUUUCAAAGCAAAGGAGCUCUGGGAAAAGAAUGGAGCUGUGAUUAUGGCUGUGCGCAGGCCAGGCUGUUUCCUCUGCCGAGAGGUGAGUACGUCAAGGCUCUGUUCUGUGGUUACUGGCGGCCCCGCGGGCGGCGCUGGCUUUGUCUGUGUCCAGAUCGCUCGCGAGGGGCUGGAGGCCUUGGCCCGGACCCCGCUGAGCCGAACUCUGGCGCCGGGCGGAGUGGGAGCCGCCGUGGGCGACCAGCCUGGCGCUGGGGGUUCUGUCGCCCUCGCCCUGCCCGCGUCCCCGGACGGGCUAUCAGAGCACUCCCAGCACCGCUAUAUCCCUUCUACUUUCAACUAG